CGCUCGGACCGACGGCUCCACGCUGCAGCGACACGCGACCUCUAAAUGUGAAGUAGGUUGAAAUCAAAGCGUUGUGGAGGAAACAUGUGACCGACCUUUGCUUGUAAGGAGUACUAGAGAGGCUGCAGUCAUGGGUCCAGACGCUGCGUCUGUCCCUAAAGCUGAAUCUUCUGAGGAAAGUCCUGGAGAAGUUGUCGUGAAGGAGGUCUCAGAAUCGGAUUCCAACGAUGCUUCAACCACCACUGAUCCCGAGAAACAGCCAGAGAGCAGCGCAUCAGACAAGAGCUACCCGUGCUCCGUCUGUGGCAAAUCAUUCGACCGGCCGUCGAAGCUGGAGAGGCAUAGACCGAUACACGCCAGGAAGCCCAAGACUCUUCAUCAGUGUCAGCACUGCGAGAAGAGUUUCACGCAACAAGAGAAGCUGAUCCGACAUCAGAACUGCCACAGCCGGACUAACAAGCACCCCUGUCCAGACUGCGGGAAAGUGUUCAACAGGCCGUCAAAGCUCGAGAGGCACAGGCGCACCCACUCGAAGAAACCGAAGGUGCCCCAUCAGUGCUCGUUCUGCAUGAAGACGUUCAGCAAGCUUAACAAGCUCGUCCGACACAAGCGGAUGCACACCGGGGAGAAACCCUUCACCUGCUCCGUCUGCGGGAAAGGAUUCUCCGAGUCGGGUCACUGCAAAGCGCACGAGAAGACGCACGAGGAGCAGCCGGAGAAACCGCACUGCUGCGCCGACUGCGGGAUGUGCUUCUUCAAGGCCUCGGAGCUCCGUCGGCACUUCCGCUCCCACACGGGAGAGAAACCCUUCAGGUGCACCCUUUGCGAGAGCUGCUUCUCCCGCUCCGAAGGACUCAAAAGACACAUGAGGAGCCACACGGGGGAGAGACCAUACAAGUGCAUCAUCUGCGCAAAGGGGUUUUAUUCCCGGCAGGAUUUGAAUAUUCACGGGUUGACCCACUCGGGGGAGAAACCGCACCUCUGCCCCGUGUGCGGCAAGGGCUUCUCACAGCUGGGCAACAUGAAAGAACACGAGCAGAAUGUUCACAUAAAGUCAGAGAAGUACAUCUGCAACGAAUGCGGGGCGACCUUCACGCGGUACAAGUCGCUGACAAAGCACCAGAGGACGCACACGGGAGAGAGACCCUAUCUGUGCCUCACCUGCGGUCGCAGGUUUUCAUGGAGCCAUUCUCUCAGCAGACAUCGGAGGACACACACACACAGACAGAUGUCUAUGGACGCAACGAAAGACAGAUUAGGUUUUGAAGGACCCUCGGAGAAUGCUAGCUGUUGAAAAAAAAAGAAGUGAGGACUUUACAUCGUCAAGAUAUCUUCAUGGAGCCUCAGUCGAGAUAAAAUGUAGUCAUUUGUAGUAUUUUGUAGCACAUCGAGAAGUCAUUUUGAAGCUUUGUGACCAUUCACCUCGCUUUGCUUUAUUGCUUUAUUUUGCCACAAAAUAUCAGCUAGAUAUUCUCAGUACAAUGCUUCAGAUUAGCUCUUUUAAACUCAAUAUUUCGAUUGAUCCGAGUAUUGUUCUGUUGAUUGGGUGAAAACAAAUCAUGUGGCUAAUUAAGUACACUGCUGUGUGUAGUGAAGCUCUGUUUACAUCUUCCUUUAUGACAGAUUAAGACUUGCCUUUAGAUGGUGUGGAAGGAUAUCCUGGAGUGAACUCCUGUUUGUUAUCAACCAAAAUAUGUGUCACAAUUUAAGUAGAGUUGUCCUGACACAAGACCUGAAAAGCGUGUUUGACAUGCAACCAAACUGAUGCUAGAAACAAUAAUGACGACUUCUCUGCAACUGUGUGAUUAGUGGAGAUGUCGGACUGAAGUCUUGACUAAAUCAGAGUAAAUGUCUGCUUCAUCCAUAGUGAUUAACUCCAUCUGAAGUUAUCUGCUACCUCAUGUAAACAGUGCCAUAUUAGGUACACAAACAUUAACUAGCUCAAGAUUUGUGCAUUGUUCAGUCUAUACCAAUAGCUCAGUGAUCUUUCUAAAAUGGUACUUUCUUUUUUAAAGUGUUUUGAAAAUGACCCUUAAAUGCUCAAAGUACUCAAGUGUCAAAAUAUUUUAACAUUUUUGUUUCUUUUGUUAAAUUAAACAGCAACAUUUUCCCUCUGCUAUGAGCUGUGUAAAAUGAAAAAAAUAUAUAAAACGUUUUCCUCAGUUUGACUUUAUUUAAAAUGUAUCACACAUAUUACCUUACAUGUGCUAAAAUGUACUUCUAGUUGUGCUGACUAAGAUGUGAAUUCACCUUUGAGCCAAGCAAGUCUCUCUGGAAAGCUAUUUUAUUAAAAAUAUUGUUAC
Molecule: messenger RNA, 2303 nt
Organism: Anoplopoma fimbria (sablefish)
Lineage: Eukaryota; Metazoa; Chordata; Actinopteri; Perciformes; Anoplopomatidae
Product: zinc finger protein 239-like
Exons: 3
Coding region: 131-1294 (387 amino acids)
Biological process (GO): regulation of transcription by RNA polymerase II
Cellular component (GO): nucleus
Molecular function (GO): RNA polymerase II cis-regulatory region sequence-specific DNA binding; DNA-binding transcription activator activity, RNA polymerase II-specific
Source: RefSeq, a predicted model, not a curated record